CCGGAAGACACAGUAACACACACAGAAUCCCGGGUCUUCUGACACGCCGGGCGGGAAGAUGUCGUCAUUGCCAAGAAGAGCAAAAAUACAGGUUCAGACUGCAGUAUCCAAAGACGAGUUCUCAUACUUCUCAGAGUUAUCAUCUGCCUCUGAAGAAGAUGACAAGGAAGAUAGUGUCUGGGAGCCCCAAAAGAAAGUCUCCAGAAGCCGCAAGCAGCCAGCUCCCAAGGAUUCCAAACCAAAAAGGGUACCUCGAAUCAAGAACACUCCACAGAUCAGUGAUGGCACAGGGAUCGUGGAUGUUAAGGAGGAGCCGAAUAGCUCUGUGGCAAUUGCUGAUGUGGAUUUGGAAGAGAAAAAAACCAAAUUGGAAACUGUACAGACUCUGAAAUCAGCAAAGACAAAAAGGAAAACUUCAGCUCAAAGAACCAAAAAGCUGAAAAUUGAUGAAGUAAAGAACAAAGCCAGCAAUUUAGAGGGUGGGACUAAUAGUACAGAAAUACCAUCAACAAGCACCAUGUGGGAAGGUGUAUGCAAGAAAGAAGAGAGUGAAGAUGACUUUACCUUUGGUCAGUCUCCUUUAAAGAAAAUCAAGACUGAAACAUGUCUUCAGGGGCAGCCUGUCAAGUUUCCAGCAAAUACCAACAAUAUUAAUGAGGAGGUAGAAAUGAACUGGGAUAUAGUUCAGGUUUUAUCUGAGAGAACUAAUGUUGAACUUUGGGUUUGUGCCAACAUCAUUCGUCUCUUUAAUGAUGAUAACACAAUUCCCUUUAUUAUACGUUAUCGAAAAGAGCUCAUUAAUAACCUUGAUGCUGACUCCUUGAGAGAAGUUCGACAAACCCUAGAGGAGCUACGGGCUGUUGCAAAGAAGGUUCAUAGUACAAUCCAGAAAAUUAAGAAGGAGGGGAAGAUGUCUGAGUGCUUAUUAAAAGCCUUGCUGAACUGUAAAACAUUUGAAGAACUAGAACACGUGUCUGCUCCCUAUAAAACUGGGAGCAAAGGCACCAAAGCCCAAAGAGCAAAGCAGUUAGGAUUGGAAGGAGCAGCCUGGACACUGCUGGAGAAGCCUGGGGAGCUCAAUCUGCUGUCUUACAUUAGACCUGAUAUUAAAGGGCUGUCAGUGCUCCAGGAUAUUGAAACAGGAGUGCAGCAUAUUUUAGCAGACAUGAUUGCUAAAGACAAAGACACGCUUGAUUUCAUUCGGAAAUUGUGCCAAAAUAGAUACAUUUGUAUCCAGUCAUCUCUGGCAAAAGUGUCCUCAAAAAAGGUAAAUGAGAAAGAUGUUGAUAAGUUUCAGCUCUACCAGAACUUUUCAUGCAACAUAAGAAACAUCCAACAUCAUCAGAUUUUGGCAAUUAAUCGUGGAGAGAAUUUGAAGAUAUUGACAGUCAAGGUCAACAUUUCUGAUGGAGUGAAGAAUGAAUUCUGUAGGUGGUGCAUCCAAAAUAGGUGGAGACCACGUGGCUUUGCAAGACCAGAAUUAAUGAAGAUCUUACAUAAUUCACUAGAUGAUUCCUUUAAACGCCUCAUUUAUCCUCUCCUCUGUAGAGAGUUCAGAGCCAAACUGACAUCAGAUGCAGAGAAGGAAUCAGUAAUGAUGUUUGGACGGAACCUUCGUCAACUUCUUUUAACAAGCCCUGUUCCAGGUCGAACCUUAAUGGGAGUGGAUCCUGGUUACAAACAUGGUUGCAAAUUAGCUAUAAUUUCUCCUACCAGUCAGAUACUUCAUACUGAUGUGGUUUACUUGCAUUGUGGACAAGGCUUCCGAGAGGCUGAGAAAAUAAAGAGACUUUUGCUGAAUUUCAACUGCAGCACAGUGGUGAUUGGAAAUGGAACCGCCUGCCGGGAAACCGAAGCUUACUUUGCUGACCUGAUAAUGAAAAAUUACUUCACACCACUGGAUGUUGUUUACUGUAUCGUUAGUGAAGCAGGAGCAUCAAUCUACAGUGUUAGCCCUGAAGCUAACAAAGAGAUGCCAGGACUGGAUCCUAAUCUAAGAAGUGCAGUUUCCAUAGCAAGGCGUGUACAAGAUCCAUUAGCUGAGCUAGUGAAAAUUGAGCCGAAGCACAUUGGAGUUGGAAUGUAUCAGCAUGAUGUAUCCCAGACUUUACUCAAGGCCACUCUGGACAGUGUUGUAGAAGAAUGUGUCAGCUUUGUGGGAGUGGAUAUUAACAUCUGUUCAGAAGUUUUGUUAAGGCAUAUUGCAGGACUCAAUGCCAACAGAGCCAAAAAUAUUAUUGAAUGGCGAGAGAAAAAUGGACCCUUCAUCAACCGAGAACAGCUGAAGAAAGUGAAAGGGCUGGGUCCAAAAUCCUUCCAACAGUGUGCUGGUUUCAUCAGAAUCAAUCAGGAUUAUAUUCGAACAUUUUGCAGUAGUCAGCAAAUUGAAUCUUCAGGCCAGAUUCAAGGAGUUGCUGUAACAUCUUCAGCAGGUGAGGUCACAAAUGAGAAGCAAGGCAAAAAGAAGAGCAAAACUACAGUGGAUGUUGUACUGAAGCCAAAUCCUUUGGAUCAGACUUGUAUUCAUCCGGAAUCAUAUGACAUAGCAAUGAGGUUUUUAUCAUUCAUUGGAGGGACGCUGUGUGAGAUUGGAAAGCCUGAAAUGCAACAAAAAAUAAAUUCAUCCCUUGAAAAGGAAGGAAUAGAGAAAACUGCAGAAAGAUUGCAGACAACAGCACACACUUUACAGGUCAUCGUAGAUGGUCUCAGCCAGCCUGAAAGCUUUGACUUUCGAACAGAUUUUGAUAAACCCGAUUUCAAGAGAAGUAUAGUAUGCUUGGAAGAUCUGCAGGUUGGAACAGUUCUUACGGGCAAAGUUGAGAAUGCCACUCUGUUUGGGAUUUUUGUGGAUAUAGGAGUGGGAAAAUCAGGGUUGAUCCCCAUACGAAAUGUAACAGAAGCAAAACUUUCUAAAACAAAAAAGAGAAGGAGUCUUGGACUGGGCCCUGGAGAAAGAGUGGAAGUUCGAGUACUGAACAUUGACGUCCCUCGAUCUAGGAUUACUCUGGACCUCAUUCGGGUGUUGUAAGUGUCCCACUGAAGGCCAGACACUGAUUUUUAUUUCCUCAUUUCUACAGAUUGACAAGAAUAGGUCACAUGUUCAUGAGUUCUAAGUAGCAGAUAAGAAAGAAUCCACUUAUAAUCAGAGUAUUUUCCACUUUCCUUAUGAAUAAAUAGAAAACUAGUUAAAUAGCUGGUAGACAUUCUUUUUUUUUUAUUGUAAACAAAUGGGAUACAUGUUGUUUCUCUGUUUGUACAUGGAGUAAAGGCAUACCAU
This is a messenger RNA of Sciurus carolinensis (gray squirrel), 3277 nucleotides long. It is a transcript of the gene Srbd1, whose product is annotated as S1 RNA binding domain 1. The record is from RefSeq and is a predicted model, not a curated record. The coding region runs from base 59 to 3028 and encodes 989 amino acids. The transcript has 21 exons. NCBI's taxonomy places the organism in Eukaryota, Metazoa, Chordata, Mammalia, Rodentia, Sciuridae. Gene Ontology annotation, biological process: translation; nucleobase-containing compound metabolic process. Gene Ontology annotation, molecular function: mRNA binding; structural constituent of ribosome.